Medicago truncatula (barrel medic) is the source of this 3042-nucleotide messenger RNA. Its product is annotated as kinetochore-associated protein KNL-2 homolog. Bases 965 to 2776 code for a protein of 603 amino acids. NCBI's taxonomy places the organism in Eukaryota, Viridiplantae, Streptophyta, Magnoliopsida, Fabales, Fabaceae. The transcript has 10 exons. The record is from RefSeq and is a predicted model, not a curated record.
CACUGGAAAUUCCUAUAAUGCCCUUAACUAAUAUGAAUAUUACCAAUUCAAUUUCAUUUCCUCUUCCCCUUUCUCUUUCAUCUGAUGCGCGUUCCUCUUUUUUCUUCUCCCAGCCAAAGCAAAACCACCGAACAACAUCCACCACCACACCACUGCCGGCGAGCCGCGACCACUCUUCUCCUUCUCCAUCCAUCACCGCCGCACCCCCCUCAAUCUUCUGUAUUGAUUCUUUAGUUUAGAGAGCUAUCUCCAUCCAUCUCUCUCCACAAACCCUAAUUGUUGUAACUUGUAAGGUAAUGUGAAAUUGAAUGUAAUUUCCUUCAAUUCUGAUUCUGAUUUGAUGAUUACAUGUUCUUUAGUAAUGUGAAAUUGAAUUUUUUUAGUUUUCGAUUGCCACUGAUUACUACAGAACUCUGAAUGUUUUACUAAGAUAAGACAUGAAUGUUCUGCUUAUUAUUAUGGUUUAGAACAUGAACUCUGAUUGCUACUGAACUGUUACUUGUGUUUAAAUAAUUGUAUUGAGUGUGAGAGACGAAUUCCAAUUGAAAGCCUCGGUUUUAAAUAAUUGUCUUAAACAAUAGUAGAAUAUGAAAGCCUGAUAACUAGUCAAAUUGUUUUAGAGUUACUAUAUGUAAUUAAGAAAAGUUAACUUACUUCCUUUGCCAAUUUUAAUCAUGUAUGGCAAUGACUUUGAGAGGAGGACGUAAUCAAUAAUCCUAAAUAGUAGAGGUGGAAAAGAUGGAAAAUGUAAGCUUAUUUGAUUCAAAAAAAUGUCUGGCUCCGCCACUGGUUUUGAUACGAAUAAAUUUCAUUUUAAUUACAAUAUUCAACAAAGAUCUACAUUGGUAAAGGUGGUUUCACUUUGUUGAUUAUACUUUCGCGACUGUCCAAUGUGAUAGAGUCUCCUCUCCUCUCCUCUCCUCUGGGCACAUAUAGCAUUCAGUAUCGGCGAUUCACACAAUCAAUGGCUGAUUUCACUCCCAAUUCUUCUAAUUGCACCCCCACAACUUCUUCUUCUUCUACUUCUUCUUCUUCUUGCUUCCAACGAACGGUUACAUUGUACGAUUGGUGGCUCGUUAAAUCAUCCCAAGGAAACAACCACCGUUUAGCCAUCUCCGGCAUCUCUUCCACAAAGGAAGAAGCCGUUCGGGUGUUUAAUUCCGCUCCUAUUAUCAAAAGAUAUGAUGAGGUUUCCCUUGAGACUGUCGAUGCUCUAUAUGUUUUGAUUAGGGGUUUCAUCAAUAAACAGCGCACACUGGAUAAUGGUUUUACUCCUCAGAUUUUCAAGAGUUUUUUAUUUGGCUUUCCUCAAAACUGGGAAAGCUCUUUUCUAUCUUGCGUUAGAGAAGAAUCAGAAACCGGUACUGAUUCGGGCAAUGCUGUUUUGGAUAAUGAAUUUGCAUUUUAUCAAGGAACUUUCUCUGUCGGUAAAUAUUUCGAUGAUGGUGAGGAAAAGUCCAUUCCUACUUCGUCGGUAUUGCUUGAAGAGGCCCCAGAGAAUUGCAAGACUCCAUUCCCCGGAGAUGAAUGCAAAGUCUCAAAGAAGAUGACUGGGGUUGAUAUUGCUUGUAGUAGUGGUAAAAAUAGACGUAGUACCAGGUUGCAUAAUAUUAAAGUCUGUCAGCAGAAGAAGCCGAAGCAGCAUCCUGAGUCUAGAGGCCCUUUCAAGCAUCCAGAUGGAGAGCCGAGCUCUACCACAAUGGCCGUGGAAAAUCAUGAUUCGGAUAGUGUUGUUCCGGAUGAUGUACCAGCAAAUCUUCCAGAAAUAUCAUUUGAUGCUUUGGAAAAUUCUGUUCCUACCUCUUUGGUCACGACAGAUUGCAAUAUGUCGUUCCUUGAAGAUGAACAAGAUAUGUCAAUUAAGAUGAGUGAGGUCAACAAUGUUCAUGGUAGUGGCCGGUUGCAUAAUACUAAGGACUGCCAGAAGAAGCAGCCUGCGUCUGGAGAUCCUCUCAAGAAUCCAGAGAAAGAGCAGAGCUCUACCUUGAAGGUUGUGGAAAAUCAUGAUUUGGAUACUGCUGUUCCUGAUAAUGUAUCAACAAAUCUUCCCGAAAUAUUAUCCGAUGCUGUGGAGAAGUCUUUUCCUACUUCUUUGGUAUCACUGGAUAAGACCACGGGAGAUCGCAAUAAGGCAUUCCUCGAAGAUGAACGGGAUAUGUCAAUUAAGACGGGUAGGGUCAAUGUUGUUCAUGGUAGUGGCGGGAAUAAACGUAGUGCCCGGAUGCAUAAUGUUAAACCCUACCAGAAGAAGCAACCUGCUACUGGAGAUCCUGCAACACAUCCAGAUAAAGACCAGAUCUCUGCCUCAGCAGUCUUGAAAAUGAGUGAUGGAGGACUGGAAAGUCUAUCGACACCCGUUCAAUCACAAAAGGGAAGAGUAAACACAAUGUCUGGGCAGGUCACUAAUAAAUUGAGUUCCAGAAUUUCCAAAUCCUUUUCAGCAAAAACCCAAGGACGUUGUAAGAAAAAAAGGGCGACAAUUGAAACAGAAGUGGUCACACCUAAGAGAAAAAUUAUUAAACAUGCAUCUUCUGUAAAAUCUCCUCAAGGAAGGAAUGUAAGUCACUCGAACAAGGGAAGUCAACAGAGAUUAUCCACAGUUUCUCCAGAGUCAUUGAGUCUCAAAAAAUCCAGAUCUGGAAGGUGGCUUCUACCUCCCUUAGAGUUUUGGCGCAAUCAACAACCUAUUUAUAAUAUGGACCGUGAGAUUACAGAAAUUCAGGAAGGUUCAUCUUUGAUAUCACCUUUUAGAGGCUCUUCAUCAUUGGGCAGGUGAACUUCUGAUUCUGGUGUUUUGGAUAUGGUUUGGGGAAGUACACCUAUAUAACACAACAAUUUGGAAAUAAAAAUGUAAAACUCGUUCAAAGUAUUUACUGGUGUGUAUCUCACUGAUCUUUUGGUUCUUAGUGUUGUCUGGGUCAUGAUAGCUACUUCACUUGCAUGUCCAUAUGUAAUAUCUUGAUCAAAUUAAGAGGAUCAAUGACACGUUUAUAAGUUUUACAGUUAUUAGCAUUUUCAUGAGCUGCUGGUGUUUAUAUUGAA